This is a messenger RNA of Carcharodon carcharias (great white shark), 2153 nucleotides long. RefSeq names its product aminopeptidase like 1 (gene npepl1). The record is from RefSeq and is a predicted model, not a curated record. The coding region runs from base 34 to 1614 and encodes 526 amino acids. Gene Ontology annotation, molecular function: metalloaminopeptidase activity; manganese ion binding. Gene Ontology annotation, cellular component: cytoplasm. Gene Ontology annotation, biological process: proteolysis. The transcript has 12 exons. NCBI's taxonomy places the organism in Eukaryota, Metazoa, Chordata, Chondrichthyes, Lamniformes, Lamnidae.
AGGGGGCGGACUCCCGGCGGGAGGUUGGCGAAGAUGGCGGGUGUGGAGCUGCGCUUUGGAGCUGGUUCCGGGCAAUCGGAGCCCCCCAGUCGGCCGCUGCUGAUCGUGGGGCAGCUGGGCAACCUGCAGAAGCUGCGCUGGGAGGAGAUCAGCGGGAAGCUGCUGCCCCAAGUGACGGAGGAGGCUUGGCAGACAGCACUGGGCACUCUGAAUCCCAACCCCACAGACAACUGCCCCCUGUACCUGACUUAUGCCACAGUUGCUGCCCUCCCCUCUCGAGUCAGUCGCCAUAACAGCCCAUCAGCAGCGACAUUCCUCACCCGCCUGGUGCGAAGCUGUCUGCCUGGAGGAGUCAAUCGCUGCAUUUUGAUGGUAUGUGAGCGCUCUGACGUUUUUGCUUCUGGUUGUGCGAUUGCAAGGGCGUUCCCGCUCUUUUCCCGCCGAUCCAGUGCCUCGAGGCGCACAGACAAACGCGUGGUCACAGUGGAAUUCCUGCUGGUUGGACAGAAUAACGGCCCAGUUGAAGAAACAACACUCGAGUGUCUAGCGAGUGCUGCUGAUGGAAUCCGCCUGGCAGCUCGAAUAGUGGACACGCCCUGCAAUGAAAUGAACACCGACACUUUUCUUGAGGAAAUAAAGAUGGUUGGGAAUGCACUGGGAAUUGUUCCAACCAUUAUCCGGGGUGAGGAGCUGAAGGAACAAGGAUUUGGAGGUAUAUAUGGCGUUGGGAAGGCAGCAGUAUAUCCGCCUGCACUUGCAGUUCUCAGUUAUUCACCGGAGGGUGCUACACAGACCAUCGCCUGGGUCGGCAAAGGCAUUGUAUAUGAUACAGGAGGCUUGAGCAUUAAAGGGAAGACCACCAUGCCAGGAAUGAAGAGAGAUUGUGGAGGAGCUGCUGCUAUUCUUGGGGCUUUCAAGGCUGCUGUGAAACAAGGGUUUAAGGACAAUCUGCAUGCUGUAUUCUGCCUGGCUGAAAAUGCUGUUGGACCCAGAGCAACCAGACCUGACGAUAUUCAUCAAAUGUACUCUGGAAAGACGGUUGAGAUUAAUAAUACUGAUGCUGAGGGCCGCUUGGUGCUGGCGGAUGGAGUAGCUUAUGCAUCUAAAGAUCUGGGGGCAGACAUCAUCCUUGAUAUGGCUACACUUACUGGAGCGCAGGGUAUAUGUACAGGGAAAUACCAUGCUGCAGUCUUGAGCAACACUGAAGAGUGGGAGAUGGCCUGUGUUAAGGCUGGUCGGAGUAGCGGGGACCUUGCCCAUCCUCUUGUCUACUGUCCUGAACUGCACUUCAGUGAGUUCACCUCUGCUGUGGCUGAUAUGAAGAAUUCUGUUGCUGAUCGUGACAAUGCUCAAAGUUCCUGUGCAGGUCUCUUUAUUGGUGCCCACAUUGGAUUCGACUGGCCUGGAGUGUGGGUCCAUGUUGACAUUGCUUCCCCUGUGCACACAGGCGAGCGAGCAACUGGCUUUGGUGUGGCUUUCCUGCUGGCUCUGUUCGGCCGUGCUUCCAAAGACACCAUGCUGAACCUGGUGUCUCCGCUUGGCGCUGGCACAGACCAACAGGAUGCGAUGAACGAGGGUGAUGGCAGCUUGUCCAAGCGUAGAAGGCUGGUGUAAGGAAGGAGGAAGCUGUGCACACUGUCACAUCACUGAUGUAAUGAAUCAAUCAAUCAGCAGUCCAACCAUCCAGGUAUAAUUGGUCUCGUACGUAAGUGGGUGCCCUGCUCUUCUUAAGGACAUGGUUGGCUUGUCACUGUGAGAGAGCUCACAAGUGGCAAUAGCCAGAGGCUCAAACCUCAUGCCAGAGCAUCACUGAUGUCCACCAUUACUUCAGAUACCAACUUUAAGACAUCCCUUGAGUCCAAGUCUGUUCAAAAUGUAUCGAUUUGCAUAAACUCUCACUCUAUUUCCCCUCUCUGGCAGCAUUGUCAAAAAUAGCAAAAUUAAAUCCAAAGAGGAUCAUUGCCAUCAAACGACCAGGAGAGUGGGCACACACAUUGCCCCUGCUGUACUGAGACCACCACACCCUCCCCCCAAAAUGAAGCAAUGAAAAUUGCUAUACCAAAUGUUUGAUUCUUUUAUAAUACACUCUCUGUUUGAUUGAAUGUAUUGAACGGAUUGAAAUGACUGAUCUUAUUAAAUCCUUUUGCACAAGU